AUGGAAAUUGCUGUUCCUAAUGCAUCAGUGGAUAUGCUUAUAACGCCAGACAAUGAGACACCUGAAAACAUUGGAGAUAUUUCUUUGCUACAACAAAACCAACCAGUGUCCUGUAAAAAAAAGAAGCAAGAAAACAAAUUAAAAAGAAUUCUUGGCCAAUCUUAUGUGACAGCUUCUGGGAAAACUAUUGGAAAACGUCAAAUGAAGGAAUUACCUAAUUGUCGGAAUAAGUGCCGAAAGAAAAUAAGUGAUAAACAGCGCGCUUUGAUACACAAGGAGGUUUGGAAUCUUGGGUCUUACGAUUUAAGGGCAGCAUUCAUUUUAUCUUUGAUCACUAUCCAAGAGAAAAAAACUGAAAGUCUUCGUGUCGAAGAUCCUGACAAACAAAAAUGUAGACAGACACGGUGUAUCAAGGAAAUCUACUCGCCAUCGACGCAACCGUGCGACAUUGUAGGCAACAAUGCGGCGUCCCGACAUUCUGAGUACUCAAGAAAUAUCAGCGCGAAUUCAGCAAGACGCGACAUCGGCGCGCAAGCGAUCGACGCUCAGUACGCUAGUACCUAUAAGGUUGAAUAUUGCCAUGAGAAGCCAACGUCUCCCCAGCCCGAACUGACCGAGUUUCCGCCCCAGCGGACACUUAUUCAACCGGAUUCAACCCCUAUAUCCAGAGCUUCUACAAAGUCAGACGUGUUCGCCAACUCUUUGAGAAAAUAUCCAAGCUUAUCACCAGAACGAUCCUCAGAUGUUGUUGAACGCCUGACUAGCUUUUCUAAAACUACAAGCUCGUCAAGAGUCGCGAUGUCGGACACUGAAUAUCCAUCGGGCAAAUAUAAAGACACAAAGUAA
Parnassius apollo (apollo) is the source of this 846-nucleotide messenger RNA. The record is from the annotation of a GenBank genome assembly. NCBI's taxonomy places the organism in Eukaryota, Metazoa, Arthropoda, Insecta, Lepidoptera, Papilionidae.